Molecule: messenger RNA, 1427 nt
Organism: Prosopis cineraria
Lineage: Eukaryota; Viridiplantae; Streptophyta; Magnoliopsida; Fabales; Fabaceae
Exons: 4
Coding region: 105-776 (223 amino acids)
Source: RefSeq, a predicted model, not a curated record
UAGGGGCGACGAUUGGAACACCAGAGCCCGCCAAUACCAGGAAAAGAGCUGGGCUCAUCCAAGAGCAAGUUCCCAAUAAGUAGCGUCCUCUUGUCACGGUUCAUAUGACUGGGUCCGCGAGGAAAAAGAUGUCUGAGUCAACUGAGGAUCCCAUUCCUACAAAGGAAGAAAUUGAUCUGCUAUGUCUGAUGAGGAUGAGGGAUUUUUUAUGCCUCAUCUUGAGCUACCCCAUGAAGCUUGACUAUGAUGAAAUGUUUCUGAAGUCAUGGAUGUCCCAAGUUUCAAUGUCAAGAGACCAAUAUUGUUCGCAGGAAAGGCUCCAACGUCUUGUGUCUGAAAGUCCACUGAAAUAUGUGAAAGGGAUAAUACCAGAGGACAUAACAGAAGAGAUUAAGAAUGAUGGUAGCAUCAUCUUCAACAAAAGCGACUCAAAGGAGCUUGCUACUGCUACCAGCAAAGACCCACCACCCAAUCAUGUGCCUCAACCCAUUCUUGACUUGGCUACUCGUCUUGCUGUUCACCAACUGGCUCAGACUUUUUCUCCAGAAAGCCGUGUUAACUCAUUUUAUUGGAUGGGAGCUCAUGUUGUAUGCUUGUCAACGAGAAAUGAUGCAGAAAAACGAAAUGUCGUGGAAGAGAUCAAAGCAAAUUGUCAGAUCAGCGAGACAUUUGAGAGUCUCCGAAUCAUUCAUCUUAGUGAGACCGAUGAAAUUGAUGAUGCUUCAAUGAUUCGGUAUCUAUCGACUACUAGUGCAGCGUCUUUUAAGAAAGAUUAGGAAUUUGAAGUUUUAGAGCUCCCGGGGGAAAAUAAAAGGCACGGAAAUUUGGUGCUUCUAGUGGAUAGGGAUGGUGACAAAAGAGUAGACCUUCGAAAGUUGCCACGUGUAGCAUAUUUUGGGGGUGGUGUUGUAAUCAUAACAACAGAAUCAUUGCACUCCAAAAUGUUUGAUUGGCUUACAAUGUGGAUGUUAGUAUCAGGACAGAGGAUCAUGUUCUGCCUUGGGAAGUCUUCUGCAAGAAUAUAGGCAAAGAGCUUGUAUGCUCAUCAGGUGACAUCCAGAGGGUUGCAGCGCAGAUCGUUGAGGAGUGUGAUGGCCAUCUUCAUGACAUUGUCUAUGAUGCAGAGUUGUUGAAAGAUGUGGGAGAUGUUCAAAUCUGGAACCAGAUGUUGCAAAAGUUACGGAAUUCGAUCCUACCAUACUACAACCGGACUGAAUUUAAACGUCUUGUGCUCGGAAAUCGUGUGCAAGAUCUAUCGAGUCUGGUGAGGAUGAGGGAUUUUUUACACUUCAUCUUGAGUUAUCCCAUGAAGCUUGGCUAUGAGCAUUCUAUGUGGAAAUGGAUCAUAGAAUUUUCAGACUUAAGAGCCCAAGAGGGUUCGCAGGAAAGGCUCCAACAUUGUUUGUCUGAAAGUCCACUGAGACAUG